GCUACGCGUAAGGAGGGCCAUCGACGAUUCAAGUUGAGAGCUCAGUGCGAUAUCGGACGCGCGACCCGCGCGCAGUGCUUAGAAUUUAUGCUUAUGCAUAAGUGCGCGCGACGAAAGUAAAAAGAAUUACGAGGGUGUGCGGGGGGAGUGACAUGUGUCGGCGAGAAGUGAUACGAGUGCGAAAGUGAAAUUUUUUUUUUUUUGUUACCAAUUGGAAAUGAUGACUCUGAUGUCGAAGAUCGAUCACGGCUCCACUUAUCCGCGUUACAACAGCAAUCAACAGCAGCAGCAGCAGCAGUUGCCGGUGAUACCCGUCGUUGCGGCUGCGACCGCUGCAACUGCGUCGUCCUCCGCCACGGCGUCUUAUCCCCAUCAUCAGCAUUACCAGCAAAGCUAUCCAGCCAACAACGCCAGUAUUGCCGCUCAGCAUCAUCAUCAUCAUCAUCAGCAUCAUCAGCAGUAUCAUUAUCAACAUCAUCAUCAUCAUCAACUUCGUAAUCAACAGCAGCACGGGAGCCAAAUGAAUUAUGGCAAAUCCGCCGCAGCGUCGGCUCGACUGCGAUCGACCACCUCGCUGUUGAGUGGGGGCGGCGGCGGCGGUGCCGAAGCCGAUUAUCGUACUCAGGGCGAUUCACCGAGAGCAACAGCAGCGGCAGCGGCAGCAGUGGCUCUGUCCGAGGAUUCGACCAGUCGUGGCAGCAGCGCCGCCGAUCAAUUUGGCUCGCAAACCGACUCGGAGCCCUACGAUUACGAUGAGGACGACGAUAACGACGACGAUAACGACGACGAGGAGGAGGAGGAGGAAGAUGAGGGUCCGGAAGAGGAAGACGAGGGAGAAGAGGAGGCGGAGGACGAAGGCGACCUCGAGGAAGACGACGAGGAAGACGACGCGGAGUCCAACUCGGAGUUACGACGACAUCAACGACAAGGCCAACAACAGCAUCAACAGCAGCAACAACAACAACAGCAACAGCAGCAGCAGCAAAUUCGCAAUCAAGUUGCGGUCGUCCAGAGUACCAAUAAUAAUCAACAGCAGAAUCGUCAUAACAAUCAAAGUAAUCAUCACCACCACCACCAUCAUCAUCAUCAUCAUCGAGACGGUGGCUGUCUGCUUUGGGCUUGCAAAGCCUGCAAAAAGAAGACGGUCACGGUCGACCGAAGAAAGGCGGCUACUCUGCGCGAGCGACGCAGACUUCGCAAAGUCAACGAGGCGUUCGAGGUGCUCAAGCGACGCACGAGCGACAAUCCGAAUCAGCGACUGCCGAAAGUCGAGAUACUGCGUAACGCCAUCGAUUACAUCGAGAAUUUGGAAUCGCUGUUGCAGCAGAGCAGCAGCAGCGGUACUGGUACUGGUGGCAGUGGCAGCAGCUGCAGCGGCGGCGGACUCGUCUGCAGGCUCGCAAGCUCGAAAAAGCGCGGCUUGCAGCAGUGCUCGAGCGGCAACGAGAGCAACAAUGCCGAUUCGACGCAGUACGUGACGGACAGGCUGCGGCAGUUCUCCGAUCCGUUGGCCAGGUUUCAACCUAUCGGCGGAUACGAUCGUGGGGGCAUCGACGGAUCCUCGAGCGGCGAUCAGCCGGGCUCCUCCUCGGGCAGUAGCUUGGAUUGCCUCAAUCAAAUCGUUCAGAGUAUCCGUGGAUCGCCGAGCUCGUCAGCGACAGAUGCCACCAACGCUACCACCGUCAAUACUUCUGCGACGUCAACUGCCGAAGCUGCAGCUGCUGCUGCUGCCGCGUCGUCGUCGUCGUCGACGUCGUUGCAGAGUAAAAAAAAUCCGUACGUCUCGGUGCUGUGAUCGCGACACGAGUUUCCUUUUUAUAUGAAAAAUAUACACACUCGAGGAAGAGGAGAAAAAGUUACGGCGAUCGGAUGUCGAUUUUUAUA
This is a messenger RNA of Trichogramma pretiosum, 1884 nucleotides long. RefSeq names its product lateral signaling target protein 2 homolog (gene nau). Bases 218 to 1795 code for a protein of 525 amino acids. Gene Ontology annotation, biological process: regulation of transcription by RNA polymerase II; positive regulation of myoblast differentiation; muscle organ development. The record is from RefSeq and is a predicted model, not a curated record. NCBI's taxonomy places the organism in Eukaryota, Metazoa, Arthropoda, Insecta, Hymenoptera, Trichogrammatidae. The transcript is spliced from 6 exons. Gene Ontology annotation, molecular function: RNA polymerase II cis-regulatory region sequence-specific DNA binding; protein dimerization activity; DNA-binding transcription factor activity, RNA polymerase II-specific.